This is a messenger RNA of Klebsormidium nitens, 2768 nucleotides long. NCBI's taxonomy places the organism in Eukaryota, Viridiplantae, Streptophyta, Klebsormidiophyceae, Klebsormidiales, Klebsormidiaceae. The record is from the annotation of a GenBank genome assembly.
CCUUUUCGGUGGAGCAGCUCGAGCUCGCAAAAACGUCUUUGAAGGACGGGCUGGGGAAUGGCCGAGGUGGUGACGGCAUGGCGCACGGCGAGCAUUGUGCACCAGACGCCGACGUGGAGGCUUACCUCGCGGAGCUUGUCGUCGGCAGUCACGAGAGGGCCGCCUGCGAAGGGCCAAGGUGCUUCUGCAAGCAGCAUCCAAGGGUGUUCGGCGGCGCUGAUAUGGACGAGAAGCCCUGCGCAGCGAGGUGCUGCGCGUCUGCUCAAACGAACGGAAAGCGAGUCCGAUCGGAGCAAGGAGAAAACUCCAGUGGCGCUGGGAAGGCGAGUGCGAAAUCGGGCAAACGGAGAACCAAAUCGUUCUGGGCGGCAAAAGGCAUAGAGACGGAGGGUUCGAAUGCUGCAACGGGCAGCGCGGGGAAGGCUGAGUCGGAAACAGCCGACGAGAAGGGGCGGGGAACGGAGAGCGCUCCCCAGGUCGAUGAUCGGAACGCGCUGUCAAUUCCGGUGUGUAACAUUUGCGUGUGCCCCUCGAACGUGUGCACACAUGGUGCCUCCCGCGGUGCUGCGACGGUGUUGCCCAUGGAAGCUGAGGGCGUGCAGCUGGAAGUGCCCAAGCUCGUUCGCCCGACGGACUCCUGGCAGGUUCACGACCCCGAGGUGUCGCUGCUGCGAAGGCCCGUUCGAGUGAGCGAGCUCACGGCCCGGGAUUUCGAGGAGCUGAGCGCUGCCGAGAGUCUCUCCGCCCCGUGCCCGCGAGGGCCACCCCCUUGCAAGACCCAAUGGUCGGGUUUGUGGCAGAAUGCACAAAUAUACGACUUGUAUUGGUCGCAAGAGGUCAAGCUCCGGAUCUACUGCUGCGCAUGCCCCAAGAAGCAUACCGUUCAUUUCAAUGGGGAGGCCCUCGGCUUGUACGCUUGGACGCGCGGGAUGGUCAUCACGCAAAAAGCCUGUCAGAUACUGCUACGAGACGUUCAGAAUACGGGUGCUGCUUUCAGCUCGCUCGUUGCAGCUGCAAGCACUGUGCGGCGUCAAUUCAACCCCGAUGCAACCAUCUUGUCAGAGGAGUGUUGGCGUAAGGCAACCCUUGGCUUCUUCAAGCUGUGUGGGCGGCAGAUCAUGGAGUGUUGUAGUCUCUGCGGACCACAUCCAGAGGUGCUUCUAUGCGACGGCAUCGCGGGGCUUGCUUGCGCUGACGGCACGCGUCAGAAGGGUGGGCUUGCUGGAACGGAUGCCGCCUUGCUUCGGCCAUUCACGGCGCCUAGUCGGAGCUCUAAUGGAGUCAACGUGCGGAAAGUCAUGGAGGCCGGAAGCAACUACCUGGCGGCGUCUCUUGCGGGAGGAGGCCUGAAAAAGCGUCUCCUGCAUCAACCCGAGCUUCGGACGCUUCUAGCGCGGUUCAGCGGACACCAUGCUGCUGACCCGGAGCUGGGGAAGACGCUGAGUACACGAGAAUACGAGGAGCUCCUGGUCGCGCUUGCCAGGGACGAUGUGCAAGUCGUCACGGACUUUGUGCAGGAUCCAGAUGAUGCCGAUGCAGACCCGGUGCUCUUGCACUGGCGCCGACAGAUUCCAGCCCAUCAGGUCGGCCAGGUUCGGUCGAAGAACAAAGCGGUGCUCGAGCUGCUCGACGGCAACGAAAGAGAAGUGAUGCAAGACGAGCCUCAAUGGCCUCCCCGCUGCCCCCACAGAUGGGCGGAAUUACUCUACACUCUAGGCGCACCGUUCUCGGUCUCGGACGACUCCAAUCUCAUCCAGCAUGGAAAGGCCCUGGGGGUGGUCCGCAAGCUUCUGCUAGGGGGAGCCGCAAACGACGACGACAGAGUCGUGCUCGCCGAGCAUUCACCAAUCCUGCGCCGGCUGCUAGACCACUACGGCGACCGCUUUCCCCGGUACUUCCAUCCCGCGCUACACCAUCUCUACCGUUUGACGCUGUUUGCGCGGGGGGCGAUGGGGCUUGGGGUGGGGCGAGCGGGGUCUCGCGAGUGCGACGAGGAGCACCGGUGUCGGAGCGGGCUCACCGUCGGGGAAUUCGAUGCCAAGGUCGCUCUGGAAAGCGGGAUUAAGAAGAACAAGCGCCUGCAAUGGCACACGAAGGGCGGCUUCGUCUUCUGCUGUGGGCACCGCGUGAUAUACGGGUUUCACGUCAUGCUCCGGGGGGAGUCGCCGCGAGACCCCUUCACCGUCCUCUACACCCGACUCAAUCGGAAAAAUCUUCCCCUGAUCCUCGUCCACGACAACGCCUGCAAGCUGCGCGCCUACGCGAUGCGGAGAGAGCCGGCGUUCUUUGCGGACGUUCGGUUCCUGGUCGAUAGAUUCCACUUCCACCACACAACCGCCGAGGCACACAAGUGUGGUUCAUCAUACAACACAGACUACUACGACUCUGUGCGAUGGGUGAAUACGUCGGCAGUGGAGUCGUGCAACGCAUUCCUCGUCACCUUCAAGACGCAGGCGUGGUAUAGCAGUCUCGUAGCGUUCAUGAUCAUUCUCGCUAAUCUAGUCAGCGGAAGGAAUAGCGAUCUAGCACGGGUUGACGAACCAAAGCUGCGCAUUGCGGGCAGAGCGGACACAUGGAGUCCGGCUAUACGUUUCAAGCGUAGUAUCAAUGAGCUUUUGGCGGGGUUUGCUCGGAUCGAGUUUCUCAGUUCGCGCCCAGUAGUCGUGCCAGACCCCGAGAGCGCUUUCAUUGCGGCCUCGUUCAAGACGGCCUUCUCACCUGACUCGUCGGUCUCCGCUAGCCUUCCGCUGCGAAGCGCCAUAAUAUGA